This is a messenger RNA of Epinephelus lanceolatus (giant grouper), 10355 nucleotides long. Lineage: Eukaryota; Metazoa; Chordata; Actinopteri; Perciformes; Serranidae. The record is from RefSeq and is a predicted model, not a curated record.
AUGAGGAACUCCCAGGUGUUGGAUACUGAGCGGGCGAGAAGAGAGGCUGAAUCCUCCGGAGCGGCGGAGCAGCAAUGGGCCAAGGGGAGGACUGCCUGUGUGUUGCGGUAUAAUGGAUUCUCUUUGGUCUACGUCCUCCUUCUGUUGCUGCUGCCGCUGCUGUCUGACCCUUCCUCCUCCUCCACCUCCUCAGGUAACGCGUGUCGCUGUGUGACGGCUGUGUGUGUCUCCAGUUUCCUCUUCCUGUUACUGCAGUCCUUCUUCCAGCUAACCACCGCUACACUGCAGCCAGAGUCCAACUGUACGUCGUGGCAGAAGGCUCUCGGGCAGCUCGGUUUGGUGAGUCUGACAGGAAGUGAUGCUGGCUCUGCAGUGAGACAGGUGUUUCCAGAUGUUGGCGUGCUGGUUGUUGGUCUGCUGACCUGGAGGCUGAUAGUGAGACUCAACACCAACAGACACACACAGCCUCAAGAGGACACACAGCAGCAGGAGGAGGAGCAGCAGGGGGAGGAGCUCAUGUUUGAGGAUGACUCUGUGCUCGGAGACGAGGAGGAGGAUGAAGGCAGCAGAAACAGGAUUCUUGUUGAACUGGAGUUACUGGUUUGUAAAACCAGACAAAUGGUGGGAGACAUGACAACGACUGGAGGAAAAGUCCUGCUGACGGUCCUACUGGGACUCACAGGCAUCAUGUUCCCCUCCCUCUCCUCGCUCCCCUACCUCCUCUGUUUCCAGGUGUUGUGUACCUGGUGGGCGUGGUCAGGUCAAGUCCCACCCCUUCUCUUCAGGUGCGUGUCUGUCAUGUCACUGCUGUACCCCCCCUUCCACUUCCUGCUCCUCUACUGCUACCAGCUGCCCUCGCUGCAGGAGGCGUGGCCUCCCAACCGCUCCUCUGCCAGUGUUUGUGGCCUGGUGUCGGUAGUCUCGGUGGACUGCGCUGCCCCCUGGAGGCUGCAGGUGAACGCUGAGCUCAGCUGGUUUCACUUCAGCAGUCCUCUGAUGCUGCUGCUGCUCUACAACACUGUGGCUAGUCUGUGGAGGAACCAGUUGAUUAACGGUGAUGGGGGGCGGGACGUACAGAAUGUAGAAUCAGCUAUCAUUGGGAGCUGUGACAUCACCACUGCCACCAGCAACCUGAGUGAUGAUGUCAGCGGUGACAUGACAGCGGAGAGACGGAGAGAGCUGUGGAGGAGAGCUCACGACCGUCCUGAGUGCAGAGACGUGGUGGUGUCAUCUGCCGACAACAGUCCCUCUGACUCUUUUGCCCCACCCACCCAGAGCACAGCCCUUGGAUUGGAUGUUUACUCCACGCCUCACUACUCUCUCAGCCAAUCAGACACACUGGAGACAUGUGUGUUUGAAGGAGACGACUGGGAGGAGGAGGAUGAAGAAGAGGUGAGGAGGAGGAACGAGGAGGGAGUCAGCGCCGCCUCCAUGGCGUUUAGUUUCCUUCUCAAACAGAGUUACAUCUGCGCCCUGAUCGCCAUGAUGGCCUGGCCCAUCACAUAUGUGUCCUGGCUGACAUGUGUCCUGCUGCUCUGGUCAUGUGUGCUGUGGAUGAUGCGAGAGCGUCGCCGAUACACGCUGAUGUCAUCACCCUGGCUAGUCGCCUAUGGUAACCUGCUGGUCAUCUUGCAGUACGUGUACAGCUUCCCCUCCAUCCAGGAAGUCCCCGGACUGUUCCCGAAAAAAGACGAACCCUGCACAGAGCUUGUGUCAAAGUUGUUGUGUCUGGUGACCUUCUGGCUGCUGUUGCGUCAGGCACUGACUGAGAAGAGAGACAGACAGGCAGACACACAGCUCUCUACCAUCACCGUCAACAUGGGAGAGGAGCAGAGUGUGGACGAGGCUCUGCAGGAGAAGAAGAAGGAGGUCUCGUAUGAGGAGGUGCUGCUCCUCCAGAGAGGUGGUGGAGUUCAGAUGGAGGCUCUGGUUGCCGUGGUUACCAGGAUGUUUGUUAAAUACUGGAUCUACGUCUGCGGAACGAUGUUCUUCUUCGUUAGCUUCGAAGGAAAAAUCGUCCUCUACAAAGUCAUUUACAUGGUCAUGUUCCUGUGCUGUGUCGCCCUCUACCAGUUGAACUACGAACGUUGGCGUUCCUUGCUCAGGGGAUUCUGGGUAGCUGUGGUGGUUUACUCCAUGCUGGUUCUCAUCCUGAUCUACACUUUUCAGUUUCCCUCAUCCCCCCACACCUGGAGCUACUACACUGGACUAAGCACUCACAGGUUGGAGGAUGUUGGUUUGGAGAAGUUCUCAGUUCCCGUCCUCUUCACCAGGAUCUUCAUCCCUGCUGCGUUCCUUCUGUCCUCCUGUUCUUCUGUGCGUCUAUCCUCCUGUCCUCUCAUCCUUCUGUCCUCCCGUCCUUCUGUGCUUCUGCUGGUCCACUCUGACGGCAGCCUGUUUGACCUGUCGUUGGGCGGAGCUCCUCAGCUCCUCCUGGAGGCAGAAAAGAGAGGAGGACAGAGGGACAGAGAGGAGGACAGAGAGGAGAGGUGGAGGAAAAAGGAGGAGGAGGACGAGGAGGAAGAGUACCCCUGUAUGUUUGAGAGGGAAACCCUGUCUGACCACCUGAAAGUCCUCGUCUCCUGGAGACUGGUGGUGGAUCGUCUCUCUGUCCUGUUCCUGCGUCUCCUCCUCAAUGUGCAGCGCCUGCAGCACCUCCUCUGGUGGCUCUUGGAACUGCACAUCAUCAAGAUCGUGUCCUCCUACAUCGUCUGGGUCUCGGUGAAGGAGGUGUGUGUCUUUAACCUGCCAUUCAUGCUGUGUGUGGCCAUGGCUCUGCCCUGCAGGGCGUGGCGCCCCCUGCUGUCAGGAGUCUGUACAGUGUGGACCUGUGUGGUGACCGUCUGUAAAAUGUUGUACCAACUCAACGUCGUCCAGCCAAUGAGAUACUCGUCCAACUGUACCAUGCCAGGUAACUCCAGUAUCGACUUAUCUCGCUCUGUUCUGUACUCUGGUCCAGUUGACCCUGCCCAGUGGGUGGGGCUUCGAAAGACAGACGGAAAACUGCUCGACUACCUGCGGUAUAACCUGAUGAUGUUAGCACUGCUAGCCUUCGAGGUGACAGUGUACAGACACCAGGAACUCUACCGUCUCCGUCGCAACGAAGUCCCACCCCCCACGAGAACACUGUUUCAUGACAUCACCAGGCGUCACCUUGACGACAGCGUGCUCAGCUGCAUUAAAUACUUCCUCAACUACUUCUUCUACAAGUUCGGACUGGAGACGUGUUUUCUGUUGGCCGUGAACGUGAUUGGUCAGCGGAUGGAUCUGUUUGCUGUAGGCCACGCCUUUGGCCUCAUCAGCGUCCUUUCACGUCGCAGCAGGAGGCACAUCGCCUCAGUGUGGCCCAGGUAUUGCUACUUCCUGUCGGGGCUGAUGUGUUUCCAGUACCUGCUCUGUAUCGGACUCCCUCCUGCUACCUGCACAGAUUAUCCCUGGAGACCUCCAUCCUCUAACAUGGACUCCAACGUGGUGAAGUGGCUCUUCCUCCCUGAUCACCUGACACCACCAAACCCACUCUUCCUCCUCUAUGACUUCAUGCUCCUCCUUGGGGCGUCUCUGCAGCUGCAGGUGUUUGAGGAGGAGCUUCAUUCGUCGGUACAGAUCCUCGCAGGAGACAACUGUGAGCUGGACGAGGAUGAAGGACAAGUCGCUGAUCCAAUCAGACAGCUUCGUCUCAACACAGGCCCUGACUUCAUGUUGUGCAGGUCUUACCUGGACAUGAUGAAGAUCAUCAUCUUCAGCUACAUGUUCUGGUUCGUCCUCACCAUCAUCUUCAUAACCGGGACGACCAGGAUUAGUAUCUUCUGUAUGGGUUACCUCGUGGCAUGUUUCUACUUCCUGUUGGUGGGCGGAGACUUGCUGCUGAAACCAGUCAAAUCCAUCCUGGUGUAUUGGGACUGUUUGAUUGGCUAUAACGUGUUUGUCAUCACCAUGAAGAACAUUCUGUCGAUCCUGGCCUGUGGUUUCAUUAAGUCAUUGGUGUUGAAUCACUGCUGGCUGAUUCAACUCUUCAGUCUGGCAUGCACCAUCAAAGGAUACACCAAACCGGAGCAACAGAGCAGUAAACAGUGCGAGUUGCCGAGCGACGAGGCGGGCAUCAUCUGGGAUGGGGUCUGUUUCUGUUUCCUGUUGCUGCAGAGGAGGGUCUUCAGGAGUCACUACUUCCUGUAUGUGGUCCUGGACCUGCAAAAUACACAACUGCUGGCCUCCAGGGGGGCGGAGCUCUUCGAGGCGUCCACAGUGAAAGCUGUCAGAGCGAGGCUGGAGGUGGAGAAGACGUCCAUGGACCUGCUGAAGAGACAGAUGGAGCGAAUUAAAUCCAGACAGCAGAAGUUCCGGCGAGGAAAAGAGAAGAUGUUGAGUUUGACCCAGGACAGCUUACAUACUGAUGGUCAGGAAAACAAGAAGGGGCAGCGGCAGAAGAAGUGGUGGAGACCCUGGGUAAACCAUGCCUCCAUGGUGAGGAGCGGCGACUACUACCUGUUUGAGACGGAUAGUGAAGAGGAGGAGGAGGAGGAGAAGAAGGAGGAAGAGGAGAAGAAGGAGUAGGAGCUACCUGAGAAAUCAGCCUUCCAGUUUGUGUAUCAUGCCUGGAUAACUGACUCCAGAACAGCAAUGAGAGCUCGCAACAACCAGAGGAAACUGUGGAAGAAGAACUCUUCUGAGCAAAGGAGCAGAAAGGAAGAGAGGAGAGGAGUUGAAGCUAUAGAAGUGACCGAGGAGGCGGAGGAGGAUGGAGAUGAAGAGGAGGACAAAGAGGAGGGACCAGACACGGUGUUGCAUCGGUUCUCUAACACGCUGCAGUUCUGCUGGGUUCUGCUGUCGGCUCUGCUGGACUCUCUGACCACCUGGCUCAAUGGUCUGUGUCAGGAACACAUCGACAUCUCCACUGUCCUCCGCAUCGAGCGCUGCAUGCUAACGCAGCAGGCAAAGCAGGGUAAUGUUCCCUCCAGAGAGGCAAUCCACGUCUACUACCAAGAACAGAUGAUUAAAACCUCCAGAGAGUCUGGCCUAGACUCCAGCACCCAUGAGGCCGAGGGGCAGACCUCAGCAGAGAGUGGAAGGGAGGAAGAAGAAGAAGAAGAAAAAGAAGAAGUGAGUCCUGAUACUGGAGAAGAAGAAACAGGAAGUCAAAAAGCAGGUGAGAAGCCAGAGACUAAACCAGGAGGAGAUGGUCCUGAUGAACCAGGACCAGGACAAGAACCAGGACCAGGGCCAGGUCCAGGACCAGGAGGAGAUUAUCCACAUGAACCAGAAACAGAAAGAGAUAGUCCAGGUAGGACAAAACCAGAACCUGUUUCAGGAGGAGAUCCAUUGGACACAGAAGCAGAACCAGUAUCAGGAGACGAUGGUCCCGUUGAACCAGUUUCAGCAGAGGCCCCAUCCUCAGGAGUGAAACCAGAGGCAGUGACAGCAGAAGGUGACCCAGAAUGUUUUGUGACUAAAACCAGCCAAAGAUGGCGGCCCAAACUGUCCAGGAUGGAGAGAGUCCAGUCUUGGUCGUCUUCGGAGGAGGACAGGAUGAGCAGGACUAACAGUGCUGAGGAAUCAAACCAGCAACUACCUGUUGACACACAGCCGACUCACACCAGCGGCUCCUCCCCCACCUCCCCCUCCUCACUCCUCCUCCCCCCCUCCUACAGCCUCGCUCUGGGCUUGGACCUGCAGGAGGAGCAGAUUGGGGAGGGGUCCAGGAGGCAGCAGCUGGUUCAGACUCCAGGGGGGAGGAGUGACUUCCUGUGUGACUCGGCCUCCACUUCCUGUCCGCUGGCGUCCUGCACUCAGGAGCUGACAGCCAGCGAGCUGCUGAGGAACAGGACUUUCUAUGACGAGGAGCUGGAGGCAUCGGACCGUUUCUAUAUCAACCAGCACCAGCUGCUCCAGCUGUGCUACGCACUCUACAACAUCCUGGCAGCCAGGUCGGAGACGGUGUGUUACCUGGUCAUCGUGUUGAACCACAUGGUGUCCGCCAGCUGUCUGACGUUGGUACUUCCUGUUUUGGUGUUUCUGUGGGCGACCCUGUCCGUCCCUCGGCCCAGUAAGACCUUCUGGAUGACAGCCAUCAUCUACACUGAGGUGACCAUUGUCAUCAAGUAUUUCUUCCAGUUUGGGUUCUUCCCAUUCAACCAGAAGCUGGAGGUGGACCGCACCAAACCGUUCCACCCCCCGAACAUCCUGGGGGUCGAGAAGAAGGAAGGCUACGUCCUGUAUGACCUGCUGCAGCUUCUGGCUUUGUUCUACCACCGAGCCAUACUCAAGUGCCAUGGGCUGUGGGACCAGACUGUUAUGACGGAUGCGGAUACUCUCCAUCACCAGGACACCCAGGGCGACUCUGGUCAAACUGCAACCUCUGCCGAUCCAGCCGACGCUGCUAGCACGCUGCGGCGUCGAGGCAGGAGACAGACAUGCUCCAGCUCCACCCAGCUGCGCUCUCCUGCAGGCAGUGUGAGUUCCAGAGCUCAGCCGCCGGGCAGGUUCGAUCUGCUGCUGGAGAAACUCCGAGAACUUUCCAUCAGAGCCAAGAAGUACUCUGUUAGCAGGUGUCUGUCCCUCUACCGUCCGGUCCUUCAGUUCUUCAGAGCUCUGGUCCAACCAGAAUACAGCGCUGUCACUGAUGUUUAUGUCCUCAUGUUCCUUGCCGACACCGUGGACUUCAUCAUCAUUGUCUUCGGCUUCUGGGCCUUUGGAAAACACUCUGCGGCUGCUGACAUCACUUCCUCCCUGUCAGAAGACCAAGUUCCUGAAGCUUUCCUGGUGAUGGUUCUGAUCCAGUUUGGCACCAUGGUGAUAGACAGAGCUCUGUAUCUGAGGAAGACUGUUUUGGGGAAGUUGGUCUUUCAGGUGAUUUUAGUCUUUGGGAUUCACUUCUGGAUGUUCUUCAUCCUGCCCACAGUCACUGAGAGGCGGUUCAAUCAGAACCUGGUGGCUCAGCUCUGGUAUUUUGUGAAGUGUGUUUACUUCGGUCUGUCGGCCUAUCAGAUUCGUUCUGGUUACCCGACACGAGUCUUGGGAAACUUCCUGACAAAGAGUUACAACUACCUCAACCUCUUCCUGUUCCAGGGUUUCCGACUCGUCCCCUUCCUGACGGAGCUGAGAGCAGUGAUGGACUGGGUGUGGACAGAUACCACUCUGUCUCUGUCCUCCUGGAUCUGUGUGGAGGACGUCUACGCCCACUGCUUCGUCUUAAAGUGCUGGAGAGAGUCUGAGAAGAGGUACCCACAGCCUCGCGGUCAGAAGAAGAAGCGUGUGGUGAAGUACGGGAUGGGCGGUCUCAUUGUUCUGCUGCUGAUCUGUAUUGUCUGGUUUCCGCUGCUCUUCAUGUCACUCAUUAAAUCUGUUGCCGGAGUCGUCAACCGACCACUCGACGUCUCUCUGACCAUCACGCUGGGAGGCUUCCAGCCAAUCUUCACGAUGAGCGCGCAGCAGAAUCAGCUCAAAGAUGUGACUGAGGAAGACUUUAGCUCCUUCAUCAGCUCCUACAGCUACACACCUAGUGCACUGCAGUUCCUGGAGGCGUAUGGUCAUGAGGACGUGACGGUGGCGGAGCUGCAGGGCAGCAGUAACUCUCUGUGGACCAUCAGUCCUCCCAGCAGGCAGUACCUGAGCCAGGUGCUCAACCUGGACCACUUCCCCCUGACUGUGUCCUGGACUGUUCAGAGGAACUUGAGUCUAGGGGCGAAGGCAGAGCUUGCUUCAGGUAAACAUGUGACCUACCUGGAUGAUGAGACCCGUCUGGAGCUGAUCCAGCUGCUAAAUGGAACCAGGACACUUCCUGUGGUGAUACAGGAAGUGUUUCCAUGUUUCAUUCGAGCGCCGAGCGACUCCAACGCCAAACCCAUCGAACAGCUCUACACAGAUGGUCACUACAAAGACAUCCUGCUGGCCCUGGAGCGGUCAACCAAUGAGAGCAGAGAGAUCCAGGACUGGUGGAUCGUUGACCAACCGGCUGCCAGUCUGGUACCUAUUGGGGGCGGAGCUUCUCUGACUGACAGAAGGGAGGCGGGGCUUCAGCUGUUUGUGUUCAGUGAUAAAGUCAGUCCUCCGAGUCUUGGCUUCCUGGCUGGAUACGGCAUCAUGGGAUUGUACGCGUCAGUGGUUCUGGUCAUCGGGAAGUUUGUGCGUGAGUUCUUCAGUGGGAUCAGUCACUCCAUCAUGUUCGAGGAGCUGCCGUGUGUCGACCGAAUCCUCAAACUGUGCACCGACAUCUUCCUGGUGAGAGAGACAGGUGAGCUGGAGCUGGAGGAGGAGCUUUACGCCAAACUCAUCUUCCUGUAUCGAUCUCCGGAGACUCUGAUCAAAUGGACGCGCCGCUGACCCCACCCAUCGUCUUUAUGACCCGUUAUGAUGUCAGAGUCUGUGAUAUCAUCACUGAGCAUCGUGUUCUCCAGAUGUUCAACAGAGAACCUCCGGAGAACAUUCUCCAGAUGUUAAAAUGUCAGUGACAACAGGAGUGUUUACUGAACCUUACGUUAAGAAACAGGAAACGUUACCUGUUUGCAGGUGCAGCGGGGAGGCGGAGCUAACCUUCUGAUGACCGGAGGACAGAGUAUUAUAUGAUUAUUGAUCAUUGAUGAUCAGUAACUGCAGGGAAACGUCUCAUGCUGGAAAACCUGGAAUUCUUCAUGGCACCUUCGAUGGAAAACAAACGACAGGCAGUCCUGAUGGUUGUUGGGAUUUUUAAACUUAAGUGAAGCCCCGCCCACUAUCAAAAUUCAGACCAUGUGAUUGGACGGUGUUGGUGACACGUUCAGUGACAGGUGUUUGAACACGGGGAUGCAGUCAUCACUGAUUUUUAUUUAUUUUACUUUAUGUUUACAGGAAGAGUCUAAGUAUUUCUGUUACGUAAUGAUAGCUGUAAUUAGCACCAUGCUAGUUCUACAUCAGCCAUAAUUAUCCCUUUGUAGUUUUACCUUAGCUCUAUAGCACAACAUUAGCUUUUUGUUAGCUGUAUUUAAUUCUGUUAGUUCAACAUUAGCUUUAUGUUAGUCAUAAUAAGCCGUGUCAGCUUUACGUUAGCUUUAAUUUGCUCUACGUUAUCUUUAUGUUAGCUUUAAUGAGCUCUAAGUUAGCUUUAUGUUAACUUUAAUUGGCUAUAUUUUAGAUUUAUAUUAGCUUUAAUGAGCUCUAAGUUAGCUUUAUGUUAGCUUUAAUUAGCUAUAUGUUAGUUUUAUCUUAGCUUGAAUUAGCUAUGUUAGCUUUAUCUUAGCUUUAAUUAGCUAAAUGUUAACUUUAUCUUAGCUUUAAUUAACUAAAUGUUAUGUUAUUUUUCUUGUGGUUGAUAGAGGUGGGUGGAUCGUUACCUGAAAUACUGGAACAUAUUGAUACACACUGAUGCUAGAAUACUACAUUCCAAAUGCCAAGUGUUGAGUAUCAAUAACAGCUCCAAACAGAUACCAUUGUUUUCAUUAGCACUAGGUCUGUGUAAGGUCUACUUAGCACUACAUUAGCUUUAUGUGACUUCCAUGGUAGCAGUACUGUAUAAAAAGUACUGUAUAUUAGCGCUAUACUGGCUCUGUGUCAUCUUUCACUAGCCCUACAUUAGCUCCAUGCUACAUUAGCUAAACAUCAGCUCUUCAUUGCCUUUAGUUAGAUCUAUUAGCACUAUAUUAGCUUUAUGUCAGUUGUGUGUUAGCUCUAUAUUGGCUCUGUGUCAGCUUCAGUUAGUACUAAAUUAGCUACAUCAGCUAAACAUCAGCUCUUCAUUAGCUUCAUGGAAGGUCAGUUGUGUGUUAGCCCUACAUCACCUGUAGAUUAGCACUACGUCAGCUCUAUGCUGCUUCUGUAUCAACUUUUACUAGCACUAGAAUAGCUCCAUGCUAGGUCAAUAUCAGCUUUACGCUAGCAUUUUAAGGCCUGCCUAGCCCUCUGUUAGCUUUUUAUUAGCUCUAGGUAUGUGAGCUGUAUUUUAGUGAUGGGUUUCCUUCAUGUUAACUCAAUGAUAGCUCCAUGUUAGCGCUGUGUUAGCGUCAUGUUAGCGUCAUGUUAGCUGCAUGUUAGCUCUUAUUUGAUUCUGGCUCGUUCAACCUGUGUGUGUGAGGUCAAAGGUCAUCAGAGCUAAGCUAACUCAAAGCUGUGAGAUGUCCCGCCCUCAAGCUAACAGUAGAGUGAAUGAGCUGUCAAUCAAGGCCAGUGAAGGCACGACAACCAAUCAGUGAAGAGAAGUGACAGCAGCUGUUCAUCCAGUCACAGCGUGACUCUGGGCUCAUUGAAUCCACGGGCCCCCCUCCUGACAGGAAGCAGGAAGUCAGUGGAAGUAACUGUCAGAGGGUGAUGUAAUCAGUAUUGUGUGACUGAUAAUAACCUUGGUGUUUCCUGUGAACGUUUGAAACGUGAAAAUAAAAAAGUGACAGUCA